GUUCCAAGAGCCCUUGGGAGCGGAUUUCAGACCACAGCAAGGCAAGGCAGUGCCUGUCCUCGGCUUCAGAGGCUCCGCUUUUGCAGUUCUCCAUGCAGACGGGGAUGCUAAGGCGAUAAGCUGCACCUUGCAGAGGCUCUGGGAUUCAGAACCGGCUGAGCGCCUGGCCAGCUCUCUCCUCCGUGGCGGCCCCGUUAUGGACGCGUGUCUGCACCCCGGGCAGCAGCCCCAGCACCUGGAGGAGGGACCGAGCUUCCGGGACAGCAGGGCAGAGGGGGACAAGGAGGCUCUGCGCACAGACAGACCCCUGGAAGAUUCUCACGAGAUACGGCAAGCACUUCAGAGCCUCCAGAAAUUUGUUCCGGCGAAUUACGCCAGCUACACCCAGGAGUACUAUCGGUUCGCAGGCAAGAAGAUUGUCAUUCGAGAAUCCAUAGAGAGUUAUGGAGCGGUGGUGUGGCCAGCGGCUAUGGCUUUGUGCCAGUAUUUGGAGGAACAUGCCGAGGAACUGAAUUUCCAAGAUGCCAAGAUACUUGAAAUUGGUGCGGGACCAGGCCUGGUUUCCAUCGUGGCCAGUAUUCUAGGAGCUCAAGUCACAGCAACAGACUUGCCCGACGUCCUAGGGAACCUUCAAUUCAAUCUUUUAAAGAACACACUACACCGUGCAGCCCAUCUGCCUGAGGUCAAAGAGCUGGUGUGGGGAGAGGGCCUGGAAGACAACUUCCCCAAGGCCUCGCUUUCUUACGACUACGUGCUGGCUUCCGACGUGGUCUACCACCACUACUUCCUGGACAAGCUGCUCACCACCAUGGCCUACCUCUGUCAGCCGGGCACCGUGCUGCUCUGGGCAAACAAGUUCAGAUUCAGCACCGAUUAUGAAUUUUUGGAAAAAUUCAAGGAAGUUUUUGAUACAACGCUCUUGGCGGAAUUUCCAGAGUCAUCUGUCAAGGUUUUCAAAGGAGUGCUGAAAUGGGGCUAAGUUAAACCAAAUGCCUUUCAGAACAGGAGUGUGUCUUUUGAGCAGCGUUAGAAAUGGCAGUUCAAAGACUUCUAAUACAAGACUGCAAAGGUAGGGCAUAAAAACAACAUGUAUACCUAACAGACAUGCUAUUACAGCAAAUCUCUAACCUGCUUAGGAUUACCUGCUUAAUCGAAACACACACAAAAGAAAAAUAUGAAAACAUAGAAGUAGCUUUGUUGGCUUCCCAGAGUCUCAAUGAAGUGCUUGACAAAUUUUACAAGACUAAAGUAACCAACAAGUGGAUUCCCCCUUGUUAUUCCCGCUGGAGAGCAUGGUUUUAAACUUGUCAAUAUACUUUUUGUCUCAUGCAUUUUGAAACUGAGCUCAACAGGGUCUGUGGAUCUUAACUGGAAGAAUCUACUUAGGAUAGGUUUUAUUUGCAGCAAAGGGAGAGGGUAGUGAAUAAUAGGGCACGGUGACAGGUUUAAUAGUGAUUAAAACGGAAAAAUACGGCAACAGUGCUGGAAUGAGAAAACGGACGAUGCCUUGGGGGCCUGGAACCAGUGCUGAGUGCACACUCCGCACCAUUGCCAACGCUUCUUUCAGAUGCUCUUUGUUUCUACUUGGUUCUUCUAGUCAUUUUCAGUGGCUGGUGCAGCCAUGGGCCACCAUAUCCAGAAAGAGGAUAUGUCCCCGCUUUUAAAAGUUCCAUUUUAAUCACACAGAAAUAUAAGUUUUGCUGAGAA
Messenger RNA from Phacochoerus africanus (Common warthog), 1707 nucleotides. It is a transcript of the gene METTL21C, whose product is annotated as methyltransferase 21C, AARS1 lysine. The coding region runs from base 197 to 979 and encodes 260 amino acids. Lineage: Eukaryota; Metazoa; Chordata; Mammalia; Artiodactyla; Suidae. The record is from RefSeq and is a predicted model, not a curated record. The transcript has 5 exons. Gene Ontology annotation, molecular function: protein-lysine N-methyltransferase activity. Gene Ontology annotation, biological process: peptidyl-lysine methylation. Gene Ontology annotation, cellular component: cytosol; cytoplasm.